Messenger RNA from Melopsittacus undulatus (budgerigar), 769 nucleotides. RefSeq names its product transmembrane protein 243 (gene TMEM243). The record is from RefSeq and is a predicted model, not a curated record. The transcript has 4 exons. NCBI's taxonomy places the organism in Eukaryota, Metazoa, Chordata, Aves, Psittaciformes, Psittaculidae. The coding region runs from base 63 to 419 and encodes 118 amino acids.
GCGCGGGUGCGCGCGGAGGGCGUUGAGGCGCAGCAUGAGGGAGCGACCCUCGCCCCGGCGCCAUGGAGGGGUUCGCCGGCCGCGGGUACGGCACGGACGGGCCCAGCAACCGCCCGCUCUUCGGGGAGACCUCGGCCAGGGACAGAAUCAUCAAUCUAGUUGUUGGUGGCUUAACGUCCUUGCUGCUUGUUGUCACGCUAAUCAGUGCUUUUGUCUUCCCGCAACUACCUCCAAAGCCUGUGAAUGUAUUUCUUGCUUUCUGCAUCUCCUUGUGUUGCAUCUCUGCUGGCAUACUUAUCUACUGGUAUCGACAAGGAGACCUGGAACCUAAAUUCAGGAACCUGAUAUACUAUAUAUUGUUUUCUAUUGUCAUGUUAUGUAUAUGUGCCAACCUGUACUUCCAUGAAGUGGGUAAAUGACAGACAUUGGAAGCCCCAGCAGUGAUGCUGAGGCUGUGUCAGACCGCUUUUAGCUCGGCUCUCAGCUCCGCUCGAGAUGUUGAAGCAAGGACGAUCAGCCUGAGAGGCAAGAAGUGGGUUGUGCAAGGAUAAAUCAGUACAUGAUUUUCAUGUAAAUGUAUAUGUAAUGUCCCUCUUGGUGGGGAGAACUGUUGCCGUAAACCGUGACAUUCUGCUUUCUUUUGAAGAGCUCCUGUUGCGCUUGAUGAACAUUCCAGUUGUGCUGAUGGUUCAGAAUGGCACAAGCUUUUUCAUUUUAGAAAAACAAAACCCCCUGCAUUUUUUAUGACUGUACAAACUGCAGCAUUGCA